AAAAUAAAAAACCGGUUGAGGAAGUCAGAGAAAUAUCAACUUAUCAACCAAAAUAUACCGAUGAGGAAGUUGCUAAACUAAAAGAGAUAUUUAUUGCCGAACAAAAAGAAGCAAUCAAAAAAUAUCAAAUCAAAGGAGAAAGUUAUGGACCCGGAAACGGACAAUCAAAUCUAAGCGAUGAUGAAAAAAAGGGAUUAGUCGUAGUUGGUGUUGGGGGAGCUGUAGCAUUGACUAUACUAACUGGUGGUGUAGCAGCACCAAUUGCUGUGAAAGGUGCUGAGGCCGUUAUCAAUUAUGCUAAUUCUCAGGGAGGAGGUGAAAGUAGUUCAAGUAGCAACAUGCAUAUGGGAAGUGGUAGUGUUGGUAGUAGAAAAACAGAGGUUUCUAAAACAAGUAGUCCAAUAUGGCAAGGUUUAAAACCUUUUCAUGGAGGAAUUAGAACCAAUGGAUUAUCUGGCUCAAAACGUUCCUAUUUUACCUGGGAUUAUACACAUAACCAUAUAGAAAAGUAUAAUCACCUUG
Molecule: messenger RNA, 522 nt
Organism: Ambispora leptoticha
Lineage: Eukaryota; Fungi; Glomeromycota; Glomeromycetes; Archaeosporales; Ambisporaceae
Source: the annotation of a GenBank genome assembly